AUGAUGAGGCUUUGUCCUUGUUUCGUCAAUCCACAACAACUUGGAGGACCUAAUUCUCCUAGAGACUCAUUUGAUGAAGGUCUUACAGCUUAUAGAGGCCAUAGCCGGAAACUUUUUGCUCUGUUCACCUUUCGCUCACGUCGAAAAGGUAGCUGCAGGCAGAAGUACAUAACGGAUGAGAUAAAGAAAUAUGGUAACGUGAAGAACUGUGGAAGAAUCUUCAAAUUCAAGGAAAUGAUAGCUGCAACAGACAAUUUCAGCAUGGAUUGUAUGAUUGGAGAAGGAGGUUUCGGAAGAGUUUACAAAGGCUUCCUCACAAGCCUUAAUCAGGUGGUAGCUGUAAAGAGGCUUGACAGGAACGGUUUACAAGGAACAAGAGAAUUCUUUGCAGAAGUGAUGGUAUUGAGUAUGGUUCAACAUCCAAACCUUGUCAAUCUCAUUGGCUAUUGCGUGGAAGACGAGCAACGAGUUCUUGUUUAUGAAUUCAUGCCUAAUGGAUCUUUGGAAGAUCAUUUAUUUGACUUACCAGAUGGAGCACCAAGUCUAGAUUGGUACACAAGAAUGAAGAUAGUGCACGGUGCAGCUAAAGGGCUUGAGUACUUGCACGACUACGCGGAUCCUCCUGUGAUCUACCGCGAUUUCAAAGCUUCAAACAUAUUGUUAGAGUCGGACUUUUACUCCAAGCUGUCGGAUUUCGGUUUAGCUAGGCUUGGACCAACUGAAGGCAAAGAUCAUGUGUCCACUAGAGUCAUGGGAACGUAUGGAUACUGUGCUCCUGAGUACGCAAUGACCGGUCAGCUCACUGCUAAAUCCGAUGUUUAUAGCUUUGGUGUUGUCUUGCUCGAGAUAAUUUCCGGGAGACGAGCUAUUGAUGGUGAUAGACCAACCGAUGAACAAAACUUGAUAUCUUGGGCGGAGCCGUUGUUGAGAGAUAGGAGGAUGUUUACGAAGAUUGUGGAUCCGAAUCUAGAAGGAAACUACCCUUUAAAAGGGUUGCAUCAAGCUCUAGCGAUUGCAGCAAUGUGUUUGCAAGAAGAAGCAGAGACUAGGCCGUUGAUGGGUGAUGUGGUCACAGCACUUGAGUUCUUGGCUAAUAAGCCUAUAGAGGUUCUUGAUAAUAAUACUACAAACACAAACACUACUCCUGCUUAUGCUAGUCAGUCAUCAUCAUCUUCGUCAUCUGAUCCUUAA
Molecule: messenger RNA, 1191 nt
Organism: Microthlaspi erraticum
Lineage: Eukaryota; Viridiplantae; Streptophyta; Magnoliopsida; Brassicales; Brassicaceae
Source: the annotation of a GenBank genome assembly